This is a messenger RNA of Dracunculus medinensis (Guinea worm), 225 nucleotides long. Lineage: Eukaryota; Metazoa; Nematoda; Chromadorea; Rhabditida; Dracunculidae. The record is from the annotation of a GenBank genome assembly.
AUGUCAGCGACGCUUUCGAAAAUUGAGAAAAAGUUUAAACAAAAAUACGAUGAAUUUGUUUCUGGUGGAAAGCUUGAAGAAGGAUUGGAGAAUAUAGCUGAUUCAGUUGAGACAUUAGCUGAUCGAAUUUUCCCGUCCGAAAAGAAAAAGUCACCGCCAGUGCCUAUUUUCGUUGAAGUUGUAAUUAGUACGGGCACGGGAUUGUAUGUUUUCACUAAUUUUUAA